Messenger RNA from Petromyzon marinus (sea lamprey), 2453 nucleotides. Lineage: Eukaryota; Metazoa; Chordata; Hyperoartia; Petromyzontiformes; Petromyzontidae. The record is from RefSeq and is a predicted model, not a curated record.
ACUACUGUGGAAUGUGCGCGCACCCCUCCCAUCCACCACCGCUCCGAGCAAAACCAGUCGGUUCGCUGUUUGCUUACAACCCCACGCGAUAAAAUGUACAAUAAAGCAAUCGUUUCGUUUACAACUUCUCAGUUGUGCAGUGCAUAUACAUGUUGUAAUAUAGUUGUUAUUUAAAAUGACAAUAUAAUAUCGUGGCUUGCCACGUUCGCCGUUCGACGGUGAUUGCGGAGGUGUUUUUGACCUGGUGCUCUUAGCUGCGCGUACUAUCUAACGGACUGUGGUAUUAUAUUGUGGUAUUGCUUGGUGGUAUUGCCUGGUGGUAUUGCCUGGUGGUAUUGCCUGGUGGUAUUGUCUGGUGGUAUUGUCUGGUGGUAUUGUCUGGUGGUAUUGUCCUGGUGGCGUCUUCCGACGCCAUGUCCGAGCAAAACAUCUAGGAACGGGAGUGUGUCGUUCACCGCCGUGCCCUCGAGCCUACGAUGGCAACCAACGCCACCGCCGCCGAAGGCGUCGCCGGCGUCGAGGAAGCGGCGUGCGACGUGGACCCCGUGACCAAGCGGGCGGUGUACGCAGGUGUCUACGGCGCGGUGUUCGUCCUGGGCCUGCUCGGGAACUCGGUGGCGCUCUACGCGUUCACGUGCGGACGCCACCGCCGCCGCCGCGGCCGCCGCGGCCCUGGGGGUCGCAAGGCCACGGCGAGCACCGUCAUCCUGGCCAACCUGGCCGUCGCCGACCUCCUCUUCGUGCUCAUGCUGCCGCUGCGCAUUCACUACAACGCACGGGGCGGCGAGUGGGUGUUUGGGGACGCGUUGUGCCGCAUGGCCUCCUACGCCUUCUACGUGAACCUCUACGGCAGCAUCCUCCUGCUCACGGCGCUCAGCGUCACGAGAUUCAUCUCCAUCGUCGUGCCCCGCCGCUCGCUCUGCCGAAGCAGACGCAAGGCGCGAGCGGUGAAGGUGUGCGUCUGCAUCUGGGUUCUCGUCUCUAUCCUCACGACGCCGUUCCUCACGAUGGGGCAGCAGCGGCAGCAGCAGCCCGGGCAGCAGGGUGGCCGGGUCACGUGCUUCGAGUUGAACCCGAAGGGGCAGUCCCUGGCACUCCUGAUGGCCAUGAACUACGUGGCGCUCGUCAUCGGAUUCCUGCUGCCCUUCCUCACCAUCGCCGUGUGCUACGUGUGCAUACUACGGACCCUGCUGAAAAUGGACAAAAACACAAAGGCCAGCAGGUACGGAGCGCACCAAAUGGGCCCCACAGCCAAGAUCCGUGGGCCAUUUGACCUAGAUUCGUGGGGCCCACAGCCGAGAUCCGUGGGGCCCACAGCCGAGAUCCGUGGGCCCACAGCCGAGAUCCGUGGGGCCUACAGCCAAGAUCUACGCGUCUCCGCGUGCGUGUCCGCUCCCCCGUCCCACCACCCUCCACGCCCCAGCCGCCGCGUGCGAGCUCGCUCCGCCACCACCGUCCUCGUGGUGCUCUUCGUGUUCCUCCUGUGCUUCGCCCCGUACCACGUGCAGCGCACCGCCCUGCUGCACUCGCAGCCUUACCCCGCCUACGCCCUCGCCACGCUGCCACCGCUGCCACCGACGUCACCACCUCGAUCCUCCUCCUCCUCCGCCUCCUCCGCCUCCUCUCCUCCAUUCACCUCACCGCAUCCUCAACCGUCUCCUCCGCCACCACUGCCCUCCUUCACCUCCUUCUCCUCUGCCACCUUCUCCUCCGCCACCUCCUCCUCCUCCGCCACCUCCUCCUCCUCUUCGUCGUCGUCCGCCUGCGCCCGCCUGCGGCGUCUGCGAGCGAGCGCCAUGGCGUCGCAAUGCCUGGCCGUGCUCAACAGCUGCCUGGAUCCCCUCGUCUACUUCUUCGCCGGGGACCACUUCCGCCGCCGCCUCCUCCUCAUCCUCCGCGCCUGGGGGGCCGGCGGCGGCGGCGGCGGCGGCGCAGCUCCGCCGGCCUCCUCCGCCUCUUCCGGCGGCGGCGGCGGCGUCGGGUCGGCGCUGGCGUUCUUCCGCUCCGCCAGGCGGAGCCGCGCCAGCGCCGGCGGCGGCGGCGACGAGGACGGCGAUUACGACGACGACGACGACGCGAGUGGAGAACGGAGCGGAGGAACGGGAGGCGGAACGGAGCCGGGGACGGAGCCGGGGACGGAGCUGGGGACGGAGCCGGAGCUGGGGACGGAGCCGGAGCCGGGGACGGAGCCGGGGACGGAGCCGGAGCCGGGGACGGGGCGCGCCGCGGGUGACGGCACGGGGACGGGUGCCGGGGGUGGAACGGAGACCGGACGCACCGCGGGGGGCAGAACGGAGCCGGGGACGGGGAGAGAAGCUGAAGCCGGAACGGAGCCGGGGAGAGGCGGAACGAGCGGGGGGGCCGGGAUUGGAUGCAGAGACGCGGCCGGCACGAAAGAGGGAAGAGUGGCGGUCGCCGGCGCAAGAGAGGAUGACGAUGACGUGUUCCUGUGA